UAAAUGCAUUAAAUGAAUUACUAUGCAAAGUUAUUCCGUGUGACUACGUUAAAAUAGCUACGUAUUUGUGUGUUUGAUUUAACCGGUGUUCCACUUUCCUGUCGGACAGAAUAUAAGUGAUGGACUGACUUCCGUUCGCAGGUAGGGUCAAAAUCUCGCGAGAUCCUAGCGACUUCCUCUUCGCACGGAACCUACUUCCAAGAUGUCUCUGGUCAUUCCUGAGAAGUUCCAGCACAUUCUCCGUGUUCUCAACACGAACAUCGAUGGUCGGCGGAAAAUCGCCUUCGCCAUCACUGCCAUCAAGGGUGUUGGCAGGCGUUACGCUCACGUCGUCCUGAGGAAGGCCGACAUCGACCUCAGCAAGAGGGCCGGAGAGCUGACUGAUGAUGAGGUUGAGCGGGUGGUGACCAUCAUGCAGAAUCCUCGCCAGUACAAAAUCCCCGACUGGUUCCUCAACAGACAGAAGGACGUCAAGGAUGGCAAAUACAGCCAAGUCCUCGCCAACGGUCUGGACAACAAGCUGAGAGAAGAUCUGGAGAGGCUGAAGAAGAUCAGGGCUCACCGUGGUCUCAGGCACUUCUGGGGUCUGCGUGUGCGCGGUCAGCACACCAAGACCACCGGCCGUCGCGGUCGCACCGUCGGUGUGUCCAAGAAGAAGUAAACUCCCCCUGCUUCCCUUGUUUCAAUAAAACGCCACAGUUGACAAAAA
Messenger RNA from Sander lucioperca (pikeperch), 709 nucleotides. RefSeq names its product ribosomal protein S18 (gene rps18). Bases 203 to 661 code for a protein of 152 amino acids. Gene Ontology annotation, biological process: translation. Gene Ontology annotation, cellular component: cytosol; ribosome; small ribosomal subunit. The transcript is spliced from 6 exons. Gene Ontology annotation, molecular function: structural constituent of ribosome; RNA binding. Lineage: Eukaryota; Metazoa; Chordata; Actinopteri; Perciformes; Percidae. The record is from RefSeq and is a predicted model, not a curated record.